AUGUUUGAAGAUGCUUAUCUGGCAAGGAUGACAUUGACUAGUAGUUUGCAUAAAGAAUGGGAUGGUCCAUGGUCUGAAGGAGGUAAAGAAUCUGUACACAAGUGCAAGAAGCCGCGUGAAGUUGUGUUCGAGAGGGGUUUGUUCGUUCCGGCAUUCGGGGAUUCGGAGACUUCCACCAAAUCUUCAUCACCGGAUACCGGCAAGAAGAACGGAAUUGAUCAAGAGACAUUAGGUAGUAAAGAAACAAAUUUCGAUAUCCAAGGUUUCCAAAUGAGAUGUGCAAACGGUAUCAGUAUGUAG
Molecule: messenger RNA, 300 nt
Organism: Botrytis porri
Lineage: Eukaryota; Fungi; Ascomycota; Leotiomycetes; Helotiales; Sclerotiniaceae
Exons: 2
Coding region: 1-300 (99 amino acids)
Source: RefSeq, a predicted model, not a curated record